Molecule: messenger RNA, 2922 nt
Organism: Knipowitschia caucasica
Lineage: Eukaryota; Metazoa; Chordata; Actinopteri; Gobiiformes; Gobiidae
Source: the annotation of a GenBank genome assembly
AUGGCGUCCGUGCGGGAGAAGCUUCGGUCUGCGGUGAACGAGCGUCUGUCUGCGGCCGCGGAGGAGAUCUUCGCCCUGGUGGAGAGGACCAUAGAGGAGUAUGAGGAGGAGGUGAACAGGAGCCGUGAGGAGACUCAUAAGGACGCAGGGGUCCAGACGAACCUGGUCUGUCAGAACCUGGAGUGGAAAUACUCAAAAGAACUCCUCUGCAACCCGCCCAAGACCCAGUCCAAGACCCAGACCAAAGAAAGCAGACCCGUACCUCACAUCCUGUUCCAGCUCCAGCCUCAGACCUUGUCUCAGUCCAAUGAGCCCAAAGCCCAACCUCAGAUCCUGCUCCAGUUCCAUCCCCAGGCCCUGUCCAAAAAGGCCGGACCUCAGCCCCAAAUCCAGACCAAACCUAAGUUUCUUUUCCAGUUCCAGUCCUCAACUCCGACCCAGCCCCAGGCUCUGGCACUGCCUCGGCCUCUGGUCCAGUCCCAGGCUCCAACCCAGUCCGUGACUCUGCCCCAGGCUCCGCUACAGUCCCUGCCUCAGGUCCAGUUUGUGAGACUGCCCCAGUCCCGGUCUGUGAGUCUGCCCCAGUCCCGGUCUGUGAGUCUGCCCCAGUCCCGGUCUGUGAGUAUGCCCCAGUCCCAGUCUGUGAGUCUGCCCCAGUCCCAGUCUGCUCCGCCCCAGUCCCAGUCUGUGACUCUGUCCCAGGCUCCGCCCCAGUCCCAGUCUGUGAGUCUGCCCCAGUCCCAGUCUGUGAGUCUGCCCCAGUCCCAGUCUGUGACUCUGUCCCAGGCUCCGCCCCAGUCCCAGUCUGUGACUCUGUCCCAGGCUCCGCCCCAGUCCCAGUCUGUGACUCUGUCCCAGGCUCCGCCCCAGUCCCAGGCUCCAUCCCUGUCCAAGGCUUCGCCCCUGUCCAAGGCUUCGCCCCUGUCCAAGGCUCCGCCCCUGUCCCAGGCUCCGCCCCAGUCCCAGGCUCCCUCCCAGUCUGUGACUCUGUCCCAGGCUCCGCCCCAGUCCCAGGCUCCAUCCCUGUCCAAGGCUUCGCCCCUGUCCAAGGCUCCGCCCCUGUCCAAGGCUUCGCCCCUGUCCAAGGCUUCGCCCCUGUCCAAGGCUCCGCCCCUGUCCAAGGCUCCGCCCCUGUCCAAGGCUCCCUCCCAGUCUGUGACUCUGUCCCAGGCUCCGCCCCAGUCCCAGGCUCCCUCCCAGUCUGUGACUCUGUCCCAGGCUCCGCCCCAGUCCCAGGCUCCCCCCCAGUCCCAGUCUGUGACUCUGUCCCAGGCUCCCCCCCAGUCCCAGUCUGUGACUCUGUCCCAGGCUCCCCCCCAGUCCCAGUCUGUGACUCUGUCCCAGGCUCCCCCCCAGUCCCAGUCUGUGACUCUGUCCCAGGCUCCGCCCCAGUCCCAGACUCUGCCCCAGCCGGAGAUUCAAGCCCAGACCCUGAUCCAGCCGGAGAUUCAAGGCCAGACCCUGAUUCAGCCCCAGCCUGGGACCCAGCGCAUUGAUGAGGUCUGCAUAGAGGGUGAUGCACUCUCUCUCCGUGGGGAUGAGGAACCCCUCAGCUGCUCAGCACUGGAGCGCCAAGCCGAGGAGGAGAUGGAGGCGGAGAAGACCACAGAGGAUCAUGCGACCGAAGAAACCGCAAAUGCAGAAAGCGCUCAACGGCGACGCAGGCGGAGGAAGUACGGCAGUGGCUUUGGGUUGAAGGUAAAGUCCAUGAGUCACCAGUGUCCCGAGUGCGGCAUCAUCCUCAAAGGACACAAGACCAACCUGAAGAGACACCUGAAGCUGCACACGGGGAUCAAACCUUUCAGCUGCUCAGAGUGCGGGAAAAGCUUCGUACACAAGUUCCAGCUGGCAAAACAUCUGAUACUUCACGAAGAAGACUCAUACUCAGAGUCAGAUGAUCAGAAGGAGCUGACUCUGAGCGACAUGGACAUCGAGAAGACGCAGACGGAGGACGGGCUGGAGGCGUUCCAUUGUCCGCUUUGCUACAAACUGUUUAAGAGACGAGCGAUUCUGAAGAAGCACAUCCAGAACCACCCAAAGGUGCCCCGAGGGUCCAGACCCCCACGGCCCAGCGCCGGAGUGACCCCCAUCCAGAUCACCCCACUCCAGUCCAACAGGGACGAGAAGACCGACUCCGGCACUCAGACCUUCUCCUGCGCAGACGUGAAGCCGCCGAGGGCCUACAGCAGCGGCGCUCAGGUGCUUUUCCUGCAGGCGGCGCGCAGUGACGCCAAGAACAAUGAAGCCCUGAGCGCACACAUGGUCUGUGCUGACACCAGCGCAGAGGAGACCAGUGAGGCCACAGCCGCAGUGGGGACCAGCGCGGAGCUGACGGGCGCCGAGAGCCCAGAUCUGAUGACCAGCGCCGAAGACCUGGCUGAGGGCUGCAGUGCUCUGUCUCCUGGUGACGAGGGCCAGAACGUGCCGUACAUCUGCGCCAUCUGCCGCCGCCGCUUCUCCACGAGCACGCGGCUGAAGCGCCACAUGAACGUUCACACCGGGAACAAACCUUACAGCUGUCCAGUUUGUAAGAAGUGCUUCUCCCAGAAAUACAACGUGCGGCUGCACCUCGCCGUGCACACCAACGAGAAACCGUUCAGGUGCGAUGUGUGUCUGAAGAGUUACAGGCGUAAAGACGACCUGCGCACACACAUGUCGACACACACCGGCAACGUAUUGUUCCAGUGCGACAUCUGCAGCGCCACUUUCAAACAGAGGAACUGUCUGACAACGCACAAACGUAUACACACAGGGGACCGGCCGUUCAGAUGCUCCUUCUGCUCACAGACCUUCACUCAGAAGUCGAACCUGAACCGACACCUGCGGAAACACACGGGAGACAAACCGUACCGCUGUCCUGUGUGUCCGCUGCGCUUCCUGCAGAGGAGCGACAUCCGCAGACACAUGGCGGUCCACACCUAG